Molecule: messenger RNA, 8808 nt
Organism: Megalops cyprinoides (Indo-Pacific tarpon)
Lineage: Eukaryota; Metazoa; Chordata; Actinopteri; Elopiformes; Megalopidae
Gene: brwd1
Product: bromodomain and WD repeat domain containing 1
Exons: 43
Coding region: 385-6870 (2161 amino acids)
Biological process (GO): regulation of cell shape; regulation of transcription by RNA polymerase II; cytoskeleton organization
Cellular component (GO): nucleus
Molecular function (GO): protein binding
Source: RefSeq, a predicted model, not a curated record
GACCUUGCCAGCGAAAAGAGCAACAAUACAGUAUUUUCGGAGCUAUUUCAUACCUAGUGCGAUAUUUUAGAGACGUUAGCGGGCCUAUGACGUUAAAAAAAGGUUUCAAAUUUCCAUGAAAGCGCAUUCUGUUAAACAGCUGUGGUCUCCCUUUGUUAAGAGCACAGAAAAGGAUUAUUUUGUCUUCCCCACCCCCUAUUUCCUCUUCUGUGGCGGAAGUAUCUCGGAGAGCAGAGGCCUCAUCCUUCCAAUGGCGACCGAAACGGGCUGAAUAGAAAGCGGGAGCAACCGAGGAGGGGGUCAGAGCAGUGCAACUGAAAUUAAUUAAAUAUAUCUUACUAUCAGUAAUAAUAAGUUCGACGCAAAAUUUACCCCCACUGAACUAUGGCCGAUUCGGUGACCAAAAGUCAGAACGUUUCGCUCCUUGAGUCGGAGCUGUAUUACCUGAUUUCUCGUUUUUUAACGACUGGUCCCUGUCGGAAAACGGCAGAGGUUUUAGCCAGUGAGCUGGAGGAAUACCAGCUUCUUCCAAGGAGAUUGGACUGGCAAGGAAACGCGCAUCCAAGAUCAUACGAAGAUUUGGUUGCAGCCAACAGACAUGUUGCGCCUGACCACCUGCUGCAGAUCUGCAAGCAGAUUGGUCCACUCCUGGACAGAGAGGUUCCAUCCAGCGUGUCCGGCAUUCGCUCCCUACUGGGAACCGGAAGGCAUUCCCUCCUUCGCAUGGCUAAAGAUUGCAAGAAACUUGUGCGGAAAGGUUCGUUUUUCGCUGCGCUCCACAGGGGAAGGCCCCCUGAGCUGCCGUUGAGCUGCAGGGACCCUCCAAAUCUGGUGAUGGUUUGUCGGGGACGGGAGCUCACAGGGAUGCAGAAGUUCAGCUCUGUGAACCCAGUCAGCAACUACCAGCACAUGCGCAUGCACAGGAGGAUUCUGGGACACCUGUCAGCUGUGUACUGCAUUGCAUUUGACCGAACCGGUCUCAGAAUUUUCACAGGCUCUGAUGACUGCUUGGUGAAGAUAUGGUCCUCCUUCGAUGGCAAGCUCCACUCCACCUUACGUGGUCAUUCGGCAGAGAUCUCUGACCUGGCAGUCAACUUCGAGAACACUUUAAUAUCGGCAGGCAGCUGCGACAAAACCAUCCGUGUAUGGUGCCUCCGGACAUGUGCACCUGUGGCUGUGCUGCAGGGUCACAGCGGCUCCAUCACCUCCCUGCAGUUCUCUCCAUUUGCUAAGGGCUCAAAAAGAUACAUGGUGUCUACCGGGACCGAUGCCACUGUGUGCUUCUGGCAGUGGGAUGUGAAUAACAUCAAUUUCAGUGAUCGUCCACACAAGUUUACAGAGAGGCCCAGACCAGGUGUGCAGAUGAUCUGUUCUUCAUUCAGUGCAGGUGGCAUGUUCUUAGCAACCGGAAGCACUGACCAUGUUAUCAGAAUAUAUUACCUGGGCUGUGGGAACCCCGAAAAGAUUUCCGAGCUUGACACGCACACGGACAAGGUUGACAGUAUCCAAUUUUGUCAUUCAGGAGGGAGGUUUGUGAGUGGCAGCCGAGACGGCACAGCUCGAAUAUGGGCACUGAAACAGCAUCAUCAGUGGAGAAGCCUCCUUUUGGAUAUGUCUGCUACUCUCUCAGGCUCUGAGCCUCAGAUGGAGGAGGAAAGCUUCUUCAAAUCCAAGGUGACGAUGGUGUCGUGGGAUCGCCACGACUGCAUGGUCAUCACAGCGGUCAACAACCACCUCCUCAAAGUGUGGAACUCGUACACAGGGCAGCUGCUCCACAUCUUGAAGGGCCACGAGGCGGAGGUGUUCGUGCUGGAGCCCCACCCCUUUGACCCCAGGGUCAUGCUGUCGGCUGGACAUGACGGCAACAUCUUCAUCUGGGACCUCACCAAGGGAGCCAAGACGCAGCACUAUUUCAACAUGAUCGAGGGGCAGGGUCAUGGUGCCGUGUUUGACUGCAAGUUCUCCCCUGACGGCCAGCACUUCGCCUGCACUGACUCCCAUGGCCACCUGCUCAUUUUUGGCUUCGGCAGUUCCAAGCCGUAUGAGAAGCUUCCUGAUCAGGUGUUUUUCCACACGGACUACCGCCCACUGAUCCGCGAUGCAAAUGGCUUCGUGCUGGACGAGCAGACACAGCAGGCCCCUCACCUCAUGCCCCCACCCUUCCUUGUAGAUGUCGAUGGCAACCCCCACCCCCCCAGAUACCAGAGGCUGGUCCCGGGGCGGGAGAGCUUUGCUGAUGAGCACUUGGUGCCCCAGCUGGGAUACGUGGCCACAAGCGAUGGUGAGGUGGUGGAGCAGGUGAUCAGCCAGCAGACCGCGGAGCAGGAAGAGGCAGUGGCCCAACGCAGCAUCCUGGAUGAGGCCAUCAGGGAGCUGCAGGAGCAGCAUGACGGGCGGGACUGGGUCGAGCCAAGGGGCGCAGCCCUGCCAGCUGCCAUCGGCACCCCCCGCAGAGUUUCCACUAACGCGAGCGUGGAGGUGCAAUCACCGCCAAAUGUGGGGCUGCGGCGCAGUGGGCAGGUGGAGGGGGUGCGGCAGAUGCACCAGAACGCCCCCCGCAGCCAGAUUGCCACUGAGAGGGACCUUCAGGCCUGGAGGAGGCGCGUGGUGGUGUCCGAGCUGCCACACAGUGCCUACAGGUUGCAGGAAGAGUACAGAGUGGCCAAGGGUGAAGAGGAGAUGGCUCUCUAUACAGCAAAGAAGCGCAGAUCAAUGCAUGGGAGUUUCAUGGAUGACUCUGAUGAUGAUGUGCCUUACACCAAACGGGUGCAAUCCCAUAAGCAGCGGCCCAGAACCUUCCGGAACUGCAGUGGCCUCACUGAGGACUUCAUUGAAUUCUCAUGCGAAGAGGGGGAGGAGACUGCAACCUCCGAGGACAAUGACAUGGAAUGCAGUGACAUGGAUUCCUCUAUUGAGGAGGAGGAGUGGCGGAGUGAUAGCUCGAGCCCCAACUCAUCCAGCGAGUACUCAGACUGGACGGCGGAUGCCGGUAUCAACUUGCAGCCAGCCACGCCCCUAUCGUCACGGAGACGCAUUCGAAGGCGAAUCGGCAGCUCCGAAGAGGAGGAGGAAGAGGAGGAGCAGCUGCAGGAUGAAGAGAGAACAACACAGCCUCAUAAACCAAAGAAGGCGAAGAGCAAGAACCCCAGGCAUCCGAGCGCCAGGCCAUGUGUGAACAGAGAAGUGUCCAAUGACUUCCGCCCCUCCCUGUGGAUCACCGAUGUCAUUCCCCGGAAGUCUCCCUUCGUCCCCCAGAUGGGUGAUGAGGUGAUCUACUUCCGCCAAGGUCAUGAGGCAUAUGUGGAAGCAGUCUGCCGGGGUAACCUGUACCCCAUUAAUCUGGAGAAACAGCCAUGGAGAAGAACGGAUCUGAGGGACCAAGAGUUUGUGAAGAUAACAGGGAUCAAGUACGAGGUGUGUCCCCCGACGCUGUGCUGCCUGAAGCUGUCUCUCAUCGACCCUGGCACAGGCAAACUCGGCGGCAAGUCCUUCUCCAUCAAAUAUCAUGAUAUGCCAGAUGUCAUAGAUUUUCUGGUGCUGAGGCAAAGCUACGAUGAAGCGAGACAGCGAAUCUGGCAGCCAGAUGACAGGUUCCGAUCGGUCAUUGACGAUGCCUGGUGGUUUGGGACCAUAGUGUGUCAGGAGCCGUACCAGCCAGAUUACCCUGACAGUCACUUCCAGUGCUUCAAAGUCAGAUGGGACAAUGGAGAGACAGAGAAGCUCAGCCCCUGGGAUGUAGAGUGCAUUCCAGAGAACGCCCAGCAGCCAGAAUGGGAGGGAGGCGGAGUCCCAGUGACGGCGGAUGAGAUGACUGACAUCAUGUACAAACCGCAAGAAGGCGAGUGGGGCAUGCAGGGCCGGGAUGAGGAGUGCGAGCGCAUCAUCGCCGGCAUUGACCAGCUCAUUACCCUAGACAUAGCAGCCCCCUUCUCUGGGCCGGUGGAUAUCGUUCAGUAUCCGACGUACUGCACUGUGGUGGCUUACCCCACAGACCUGGGUACCAUCCGGAUGAGGCUGGAGAACCGCUUCUACAGAAGGAUAUCAGCUUUGGUUUGGGACGUGAGGUACAUUGUGCACAAUGCCAGGACCUUCAAUGAGCCCAGCAGCAAGAUUGCCCACUCGGCAAAAAUCAUCACUGAAGCCCUCCUCAGGUUCAUCAAUAAUCAGGAAUGCAUGGAUAUUAUGGAGAUCUACAAUGCUGUGGAGGACAUGGAGUACACUGAGGACGAGGACCUGGAUGACGUGGAUGCACCAAGUACAUCCUCUGGUCGUAGACUGCGACAGCGCACCGAAGAGCAGGAGCAUGACCAGGAUGCCUGGAAGGAUGACUGCAAGCGUCUCCUGGACUAUAUCUUUGAGUGCGAGGACUCGCAGCCCUUCCGUCAGCCUGUAAACCCCAAUGACUACCCGGACUAUGCUGACAUUAUCGACACUCCAAUGGAUUUCCAAACUGUGAAGAGGACACUGGAGGAGGACCGGUACGACAACCCCACAGAGCUUUGCAAGGACGCCAGACUCAUCUUUCUCAACGCUAAAGCCUACACACCCAACAAACGUUCAAAGAUCUACAGCAUGACUCUGCGUCUUUCGGCAUUCUUCGAAGAGCGAAUCCGAACGGUCAUAUCAAACUACAAGACAGCUGUGAAACACAGUGAGAGGCUGCGGCGCAGCCAGAGGUGCAGGAAGAGGAUUCUGCAACAGCAGCAGGCCCCACUCAGCACCGAAACCAGUCAGAAGAGGACCACAGUCAAAACUCAGGAAAAGAUGGAGACAACGUCUAAGAUUUGCACAAAAUCUACCUCAGCCAAAGUGUCUGCCAAGGAGAGUUCCAGGAAGAGGAGGGGCCACAGAAGCCCCUCUUCCUCUGACUCCACCUCCUAUCAGAGGCCUGCCAAAGCUACAUCAGAGACCUCAGGAAGCAACACCGAGUCCACAUCUGACUCUGAAAGCGAAAAUACAUUUACUUCAAGCGAAUCGGAGAAGGGUAAGACCAAGUGCUCCGCGUCCUCCCAUCGGUAUACUAGCAGAGAGGCAAGAAGAAAAGGAAGAAUAACCCGGAACAGGAAAGCGAAGGAGAAGAGGAAGAAGGACUAUGACACUGAGAGUGAGCAGCCCUCCAGCGAGAAUGAAGACAGCGAGAACAGCGGACAGUCCUCCAUUGCAUCUUCCCGACACUAUCCUAGCAGAAGCACCAGGCUGACUAGGACCAGCACAGCAGCCAGUGGGAGGACACCAGAGACCUGGGCUCAGCUGAACGGCCACAGCGAGGGCCCCCGCCGGCAGAGGAGGCGCGGGAGUAACUCUGAGCAGGAGCUGUGCCACGACUCUGGGGCCGUCAGAGGGGAAGGAGAGGAGGGGAGCGUUGGUCGCAGGGCUUUAACCAGGAGGACCGCCGUGGCUGCCGUCAGCAAGAUGAAGCUGAUGGGGGACAUAGAGGAAGAGGAGGGGUCCGCCUCCGAGGAGGAAGGUGGCAGAAAGACUGGCGGCCGCCAGGCUAUGCGGGGUGGGAGACGUGCUGUGAUCCGGAGCAGCUCAGAGUCAGAGGAGCAGUCCUCGGAUGAGAGCGCAAACAGAGGUUCCAAGAAAAGCAAAGGGUCUUCCAGAGCAUUAGAGGAAAAUGAGGGCAACAGUGAGAGGCCACGCCCUUCCUCUCGUCAUCAUGAAAACGGCGAAACAGUGGGAACAGGUGGUCGGAAAAUGACCAGGAAAGCAGCCGUGGAAUUAGGGCAUGAGGGCAGCUCUCUCAUGAACGGGCACAGUGGAGCAUGCCACCCAGAAAAGCGGAGGAGGAAAAGUGACAAAUCCGAGGAGAAGGAGCGCUCCUCCUGUGACACAGAUGACGAGGACGAGAAGGGAGCCAUAGGCUGCCGGAUACCGACAAGGACCAGGAGGACCGCCGUGGCAGCUGUGGACAGGAUGAAGAUGAUGUAUGCAAGCGAGGAGGAGGAAGAGGAGGUAGAUCGCCCCAAGACCAGAGGACGAAUGCGGUCCCUGGUCAUGCAGGGGGCACAAAGGAGCUCUGAGGCCGAGGACAGAGACUGUGGUACUCGAAAGCGUCCUCAGCUCAAUGGGAAGAACCUGAAAGCAGAGGAUUUCAUAUCUGGGAGUGUGGAGGAGGAGGAAGAGGUCAAGCCCAAUAAAUCUGCCAAGGGUUCCAAGAAAAAGCAGUUAGCCUCCUCAGAUGAAUGGUCAGAGAGUAAGAGUGAACAGUCUGAGAGUGAGGAGAAGCUCUUCUCCAACAGAAAGCCAUGUCUGCGAGCCUUACCCAAGAAGAAAUAUGUCACUGAAGACUCAGAGGAAGACUUCCAGUCUUGGAUGGAGAUUCAGACGAGGAAUGGGAAGGGCUCGGCUAUGGCAGCAAAGAAGGGAGGCGGACGAGGCAAAGCUCCUGGCACUCAGCCUAAACACAGGCUUGCUUCCAAAGGGAAACCCAUCUGGUCGUCGGAGUCCGAGGAGGAUGAGGAUGACAAGGGGAGCGAUGACAGGGCGAUGAAGCGUGGUGCGAAACGCUGCUCCUCAGAAGCACGGUCUGAGUCUGAGUUGACCGAGGAUGAAGGGAGGACUGCAGGCGGGGCCAGAUCCCCCAUGAAGCGGCCGAGCCACGGCAAGCGGAAACGUGUGACGAGCAGCACUAGCAGUUCGGACUACAACAGCAACGAGGAGGUCUCCAUUUACCACUCGCCGUCUCUAAGCUCAGGGUCCCGGCAGAUUGCAAAGACGGGACGGUGCCAAGGGAAGCGGCAGCGGACCCUCUUCCCCAGAGAGAAGAGGAGGAGUGCGUCGGAGACAGAUAGCGACGGCUCGUAUGGCCCGCACGUCAGGACCCGCAACCGCGGCAAACGGACAGUGACAUAUCACGACAGCGAAUGAAGGAGGGCCGCGCCAUGCCACACUGCGCCAGUCUGAACUGCAGAGACACUAACUGGAAACCUGGGAGCCACUUGAUUGUCACGAAAGGGUAGUAGCACUGGAUUCCUUUGAGAGCAAAAAAAAAAAAAAAUGCUGUGAAUCGGUUUCAUUCAGGGAUAUUUAUAUUUUCUAUGAAAAACAUUAAUUUAAAAAAUGUAUGGGUUAAAGCAUUUUAUGGCUGGUUUUGCAAGGUUGGGAAUGCUGUGCCGCAUUAAUGCGGCGAAUUGCAGAUAGUUCUGAGGAUUAAGCAAGCAGAAUGCUAACCUGCUCACCUUUUGCUUCAAUGGUUUAGCCAGCUGAUGAAGAAAAAACACAAAAAAAACAAGAGUGUGGGGAUGCAUUGCCAGCUUGGGUGCUAUCUUAAUAUACCUCUGUUGAAUUGAGCAUAUUUUGCUGGCUUGCACUAAAAUGCACACUGUUUUGAGGUAUAUCAUACACUAGGUUUGCAUUAGAAACUCAGGGGUCAACUAAGUUUACUGUAGGCUCUGACAUGCAGUCUUUAAAAGAAUGGUGAGAACUAGAGUAAUAAGAGCAAAUUUUUUCCAAGAUGGCAGUAGUAGUUGGAAGCACACAUGCUGGCCAGACAGAUGUACCCAGCCCCCUGAACACUCCUUUGUAAAGGCCACACACAUUGCACAUAUGCAGCUGAAUGAGAUGUGAAUAUAUGAGCCAAAAUGUACACACAUGAAUCCCUCUCUUCUCAGUUUUCCUUUGUUUCUGAAUAUAGUGUGUAUUUGACUUUGACUAAGGAAAGGGGGUGUAAAUAUGUGAUUACAAUUUUUUUUAAAGAAUGCCCUGUAGAAAAUAUAGAAUAUUUAAAUUCUGUUUGAGUCGAGCAUUAAUUUUACUUUUUCAUUAACAAAGAAAAUCAUUAUUGUCUUGCCAUAUUUGAUAUCGAUUGGUACCCAUUUGCCAAGUACAGGAAACAUGGAAAGUAUUUUUUGCAAAAAUACUGUAAUUUCUCAUAUUGGGAAGACAAUUGUGUUGUUCAGUGUUAUGUAUUUUCAGUAUUAAAUUCCCUCUCAGAAUGAACUUAAAGGUGAGCCGCAAUUAACUUUUUUAAAGCCAGUCAGUUGAUUUUUGUUUCCUUGUUCGUUUUAGUACCGGGGGCUCUAUAAAUCCAAUUGCAUUAUGAAUUAAUACUGUUUUUUCCAUGCACUCUUUUCAUAGGGACAGAUCUGAGAACAGUCAUGCAAUUUGGUUGUGGAAUGAGGUGGCUGACUUGUUUCUGUCGAAUAAAAACGAAUUUUCAAAGUAGAUUUUGUUUGUUUGAAUUAUAAAAAAGAUUCUUUAAUGUUUACAGAACGAUCUCCUGUUACGUUUCAGUUUACAUACAAGCAGUAUGUAUUAUGUGGCCAGUCGCAAACAGUUGUCAUAGAGCUCCUCUCGUCUGUUUAAUUGCGAUGUUACUGCUUGUUGAGGUUAGCUGUUUGUCAGAGGCUUUGUGAUACACUGCUGUACAUGGUCUUGUUGCACAGCUCUUAUGUGAAUAAAAGCGACAAACGGCGCCCCCAUUGGUUCCCGUUCAAUUGGAUUCCGAAUUUUACGCUUCCCAUUUCGAAUUUUAAAAAAAUAACUGAAUGUGAAUGCACGCACACGGAGAACACGGGUCAUGUUGACAGGGAAUCCAGUAAAAACCGAUUGUGAAAUAAAGUUAUUAGAUCGUCUCAGUCCAUUUCUUCUCUUUGUGCGUUCAGUGGCGGAGCCAGAGGGGUGUCCGGGGUGGCACUGGACACCUCUGAUAUCUGAUUGGCCACCCUGAUGCCACCCUAAAAUUUUAUUCGCUAUCACUGGCAGUUUGAUGCUGAUUGACAUCUCAUUUCAGCCGUGAGCUGUGGAAAUAUUCUCUCUUCCCCGUCCUUGAUUUGAAAAAGGCGCCACCGGAUGUCAAAAUAAACG